GGUCUAGAUGUCAGGCUGGUGGUGUGAUGUAUCUACAGUAAUUAAAUGGCUGUGAUGGCUGGAGAUUAUAUCCUGUCUGUUGCCUCAACUAUGUUGGCCAGGAUACGUAACGAGGAGGCUAUAGUCAUGCUCUCUCAGGUACUCAGUGAUUUAGUGCAAGGAGAAUUUAUGCAACUUGGAUCAAAAGAAAAUGAAAAUGAAAGAUUUGCACACUACCUCAAGAAAACUUUCAAGAAAACUGCAUCAUUGCUAGCCUACAGUUGCAAAGCUGUGGCACUUCUAUCUGGUGGUGAUGAAAAUGUACAGGAAGUUGCCUUUCAGUAUGGACGUAAUGUUGGGAUAGCCUUCCAACUUGUUGAUGAUCUUUUAGACUUUGUCUCUUCCUCAAAUAUGAUGGGGAAGCCAACAGCUACAGAUCUGAAACUAGGUCUAGCUACAGCACCUGUUCUAUUUGCAUGUGAAAAGUUUCCAGAACUUAAUCCUAUGAUUAUGCGGAGAUUUCAAGAACCAGGCGAUGUACAUAAAGCCUUUGAAUUUGUGCACAAGAGUGAUGGGCUAGAACAAACACAGUUCUUGGCUCGUCAACAUUGUGAGGAGGCUAUAAGAGUCAUCAGCUCCCUGAAACCGUCUAGUGAACAGAAAGCUCUCAUCACGUUAACAGACAAAGUGCUGAACCGCAUGAAAUAGUAUUUUCCUGCCUAAAGAACCUUUUGUUGCUGGCCUACAGUACACAAAGUGGCAACUACGGGCUCAGGAUUUAAAGAGUAUUGACUAUCUCGAAAAAUAUGCAGCUAGUAAAAGCUUAUACUAUACUGUACCGGACAUUCAGCCCCCCAUUAUCAAUCCCGAGCUGUGGCUUUAGAAAGUGAAUGCAUUUCUAGGAAUGUAGUGACAAGUACUUGGCUGAAAAGAUCAUUUGCAUCAAUAGGUCACAGAAUAUCGAAGAUAUCAAUUGGGUUCUGUAAUUAUGCAGAAGAAGAAAAAUAUUUAAUUGUAAAAGUCAGUGGAAUAAAAGAAAUAUCAGGUCAGUCUUUUCACAUUACUCUGAAAAAGCAAAAAUACAAUUAAAAUUCAUACUUAGUGACCUAAAUUAAAAUGACAUUUUAAUAUGUUAUUCCAUGAUAACUGUGGUAGGGAAACAUGACUCACAAAAUCGUAAUGACACAAUUGUAAACAAACCAUACCAUGGGCGGGGAUAGAGCGCGACGGUCUGGAGUUUUGAGACUCUGAUCGUGGGUUCUAUACCUGCCCGUGGUAUGGAAAAUCACUACCAAUAAUUAAUAUCCUAAUUAUAGUAAGUCUGAUGCUCAGCCACUUCAAAUUACAGUAUUAUUUUUGCAUUUCAGGCAUGGACAAAUGUGACCUAUUGUGCUACAAAUAACCAUUAAUUUUGUAAGUAAAAUUUUUUGUACACAUUGGAAGAACCUUGUACAUCACGAGUAUUUUACUGCAUAAUCCAAUAGGGCUAAGAGUAUACAGGGAUCUGAAGCUCCUGUUCUUUCGAGGGGCUCGUCCAGUGCCCUGUUACUGUACCUCCACUGUGGGUUAUUUGCCUGCUUGCCCUUGUCUCGAUAAAUAUUUUGUAAUUGUGAUAGAGCAAGGUGUAAAUAUUUUGUAUUUUAUAAUCGUGAAUCUUUAUGAACAGUUUUAAACUGUUUUAUAUAUAGGCAUUGUAUGCAGCAUUAUUGAAAAUUGUGUGGUUGGGCGGUGGGUGAGUAAAGAGCAUCCGUGCCUUAAUAUCAGGAGGCAUUGUUGCUACUAUUUUAAUAAUGGCCUCUUACACAGCCAUUUUCUGAAAAGCUGGCAUUUUCUUGACCUCUUCAUUAAAAUAUCAAGAUCAGUGGACCCUCGAAUUUCAUCAACCCUUUUUUGUUAAUAUUUUUGUGGUGUCUGGACUGGAUUAAUUGGAUUUACAUUAUUUCUUAUGGGAAACAUUAACAAAAAAUACAUUUUAUAGAGAAUAACACUAGUUUUACAUGCAGAAAAGGGAUGAUGAAAUUCAAGGGUCCACUGUACAUGUACUGUAUGUGGAAUUUGACGUGUGGCUUACUUGCUUUGAACCAUUGUUGGCAGGAUAUCGUUGCUUUAUUUUAAUAAAUUUGUUCAGAUAUUAAAUGACUGUUAUGUAGCUUCUGGUUUAUAUAUGAAGUACACUAUUAUUGUACAGCCUUGGAAGUUGUUUUUCCUGACAGAAUUUCAUGCGAGAGAGUACAGUACUGUAUACAGUUCUGAUAGAUAUUUAUGCAACAUAGGUAAAUUAUUUCAAAUUACCUAAUAUAAAAAACUACUAUAAAAAUUUUUAAUUUAAUUAGCCUUAAAUGCAAAGAAAGCCUAUGGAUGUAGAUCCUUGCCAAAUAUCUUCAUCUGCCAUUUGACUUUAUAUACUGUACUGUAUGCUCAGUUUAGUUGACUACAUAAUAUGUUUACUACAACGAUUAAUUUACAUUCAGUAGCUUUUCAGCACAUGUUGUCAAACUAUUCUUUAAAGUUUUGUAAACUGCAGUUUUUCACUACCAGUUGCAAAGCAAGUUUACGAAGUUUUCAUUUUAGUAUUUUUCCUCAUUCAGUACUUGGGGCUAAUUUUCAUUGGUUAUUCUAUACAGGUUGAAUUGCAGUAUAUGCCUUUCUGAAGCAGUGUUCAUCAAAACCUGGUUAAAUUUUGGGUUCUUUCUCUAGUGUAUAGUUUUAUUUGGCAGUUUUUUUUUUCUAGGAAUAGUUCAUAUAAAACUCAUUAAAUUUUAUAGUUUGUUAGGGUUUACAUAAUAUGACAACUACUAAAUGUCGAAGUAUCUAAGCUUACGAUGUCAAAUGAAGACUUGUUCUUAUAGUUUUUCAUAACUUAAGAAGGCAAAUGGUUUUUAGCUUGAAAUGAAGAGUUCAAGUAUGAUUAGUUUCCUGCAGUAGACAUGUCAGCUGCUGUCUUCCAUUGCUCAAAAUAUGAUGACUUGUGGCAGUGCUCAGCCUGUGUAUGAUGUCCUUAGUGGUUGUAUAUAUUUUGUUUUCUGCUAGAUAAACAGAUUAUUUUGCUAAAAGUACAACCAGUGUACAGUAAUUCAUUUCUUUCACAGCACCUUAAUGUUCUCAAGACUAUAUAUUUACAUUACAUGUGGGCUGUGCAUUGCCUUGUGGGCUGUGCAUUGCCUUGAAUCAUUACUUCAGUCCAUGCCACCACCCCAUCCCAUGCCUCACCACACUGUUGUUUUGGUACUUUCAAAAAUUGUUGCCAGACAUUUAAAAAACAUUGUAUGCUCACAAGCACAUGCACAAAUGCAGACUCAUGGGAUAAAGCUCAACCCCACCAGCUCAGAUAAGAUAUUACAGUAUUCACACUAAUCUGCACCAAUGAAUGAACUAGCUCUGGUGGCCUGGUGGUUAACGCUCUCGCUUCACACGGUGAGGGCCUGGGUUCGAUUCCCAGCCAGAGUAGAAACAUUGGACGUGUUUCUUUCCACCUGUUGUCUAUGUUCCCCAUCAGUAAAAUGGGUACCUGGGUGUUAGUCGACUGGUGUGGGUCGCAUCCUGGGACACUGACCUAAAGAGGCCUGGUCACAGACCGGGCCGCAGGGGCGUUGACCCCCGGAACUCUCUCCAGAUAAACUCCAGUGUUGUUAGAGACCGGAGUUGUUAGUAAUUCAGGUCUUUUUCCCAUCCCCCUUCUUAAAAUCAGCCUUUUCAUCAUCCUUAUAAAUAUAGUAUCCACGCUGAAUUUAUACAUAUGUGAUGUGUUGUAGCAUUCCAGAUGACAGUUUGGCAAUAAUUUUUUAUGGUACCAUAAUUGUUUUUAAAGAGUUUUAUUUUCUUAGAAUUGACUUCAUAAUAAAAAAUGAUAAUGUAAUCAAGUUAAGUGCAUUUGACUUGAUAGAGGUUGUGGGACUAGUGUAUACUUUGCUUAGCACAAAACUUAGGCUGGUCAGUUGGUUUCUGCAAAAAAAAAAAAAAUUAAAUAAAUAAAUUGAAGACCCUCCCAAUGACUGAAAAGACUGCCAGUGUUUGUCGCAUGCCACUAUUUUCUGAGUGAGCAGAGCUUAUACAAACUAUAAACAUUUACUUUGGAAUUAAAAUUUUCCUUUAUCCACGUCGAAGACUGUAAAAUGUAUCUCGAGUGUGCCGUUGGAGAUAAAAUAUAGAACUAAGUAACUCGCAUUUUAAAAUACUUGAAAACAAAUGCAAUUUUAUUCCUGUUUUAGGAUCUCCUCAGUACAGCACGUUUAUCUCUGAUGAGGAUCUCGGAGUAGGAAUAAAAAAAAAAAAAAAUUCUUGAUUACAUUCAAAAUGUGGGUUGUUAGAGAAUACCAUUAGUGCUUUCAUGAAGUUUUUAUAUAAAGCAUUUUAUAUAUUGCACAUGAUCUUUUUUUUAUUGUAUAUGAUUUAAAGGCAUUGUACUUUAUUUUCUUUUCUGGUACUGAGAGCUGUUAAGUAUGUAAAUAUUUACUAUUGUUUUAUUGCAAAAAGAUUUGAAUUGAAAUUGGCACAAGCAGAAGUUACAGUGCAGAGAUCAAGUGGCGUUUUUUUUUUUUUUUUUUUU
This is a messenger RNA of Cherax quadricarinatus, 4525 nucleotides long. The record is from RefSeq and is a predicted model, not a curated record. Lineage: Eukaryota; Metazoa; Arthropoda; Malacostraca; Decapoda; Parastacidae.